CCUAUCAGGUAAGACCUUCCUCCCUGCACACGGGGAGGCGCGGGCCAUGGGGUGGGGAGAGGGAACCCCCCCUCCCCCGACUCCCCUUCCUUUCUGUGGCCCAGCUGAACCCCGGGCGGGGCAGGCUUGGCAGAAGUGCCCCCAGCCAUGAGUCACUUUGUGCCCAGCCCCGAUGGGGUGUGGGAAGCCCAGGGAUGAAAGGUACCAGGUCCCUGGCUGCCUCCUUAACCGGUGGCUGAGAAGGCGUGCUUGCAAGCAACCAAUGGAGCAGCCGGGCCCAUCGGGGAGUCUCUUCUCAGCUAACACUGCCUCCUUUCAGGACGCUGUGCGCGCACUGAACACCCUGCAGACCAAUGCUGGCUAUCUGGAGCAGGUAAAGCGCCAGCGGGGUGACCCUCAGGCACAGCUGGAAGCCAUGAAGCUGUACUUGGCACGGAGUGGGCUGCAGGUGGAAGACUUGGACCAGCUGAACAUCAUUCACGUCACUGGGACCAAGGGGAAGGGUUCCACUUGUGCCUUUACUGAACGUAUUCUCCGAAGCUAUGGCCUGAAGACAGGAUUCUUUAGCUCUCCCCACCUGGUGCAGGUGCGGGAGCGGAUCCGCAUCAACGGGCAGCCCAUAAGCCCUGAGCUCUUCACCAAGCACUUCUGGCCCCUCUACCACCGGCUGGAGGAGACCAAGGACAGCAGCAGCUAUGUCUCCAUGCCCGCCUACUUCCGCUUCCUCACGCUCAUGGCCUUCCACGUCUUCCUCCAAGAGAAGGUGGACCUGGCAGUGGUGGAGGUGGGCAUUGGUGGCGCUUACGACUGCACCAACAUCAUCAGGAAGCCUGCGGUGUGUGGCAUCUCCUCUCUUGGCAUCGACCACACCAGCAUUCUGGGGGACACAGUGGAGGAGAUCGCGUGGCAGAAAGGGGGCAUCUUCAAGCGUGGCGUCCCCGCCUUCACCGUGCUCCAGCCUGACGGUCCCCUGGCCGUGCUGAGGGACCGGGCCCAGCAGAUCUCAUGUCCUCUCUACCUGUGCCCACCACUGGAAGCCCUGGAGGAAGGGGGGCCGCCGCUGACCCUGGGCCUGGAGGGAGAGCACCAGCGGUCCAAUGCCGCCUUGGCCUUGCAACUGGCUCGCUGCUGGCUACAGCAGAAGGACUACCGGGGCAUCGGGGAGCUGAAGGUGUCCAGGCCCAGUCUCUUGCGGCAGAUGCCCCUGGCGCCCGUGUUCCAGCCCACGACCCACAUGCGGCAUGGGCUUCGGGACACGGAGUGGCUGGGCCGGACGCAGGUGCUGCGGCGCGGGCCCCUCACCUGGUACCUGGAUGGCGCGCACACCGCCAGCAGCAUGCAGGCCUGCGUGCGCUGGUUCCGCCAGGCGCUGCACCGCCGCCCGAGGCCAAGCCGCGGCUCUGAGGUGCUUGUCCUGCUUUUCAACUCCACCGGAGACCGGGAUCCUGCAGCGCUGCUGAAGAUGCUGCAGCCCUGUCAGUUUGACUAUGCUGUUUUCUGCCCUAACCUGACAGAGGUCUCAACUGUUGGCAAUGCAGACCAGCAGAACUUCAUGGUGACCCUGGACCAGGUGUUGCUCCGCUGCCUUGCACACCAACAGCACUGGAGCCGCCUGGACGAGGAGCAGGCGGGCCCGGAGCCUGGUGAGCCCACAUCCUCGCUGCUGGCUCCCCACCCGCCCGAGCCCCGUAGCACCAGCUCCCUGGUCUUCAGCUGCAUCUCCCACGCCUUGCUGUGGAUCAGUCAAGGCCGGGACCCUGUCUUCCAGCCACCCAGUCCCCCGCAGGGCCUCUUCGCCCACCCUGUGGCAGGCAGCGGGGCCGGCGUGCUCCGUGAGGCUGCCGCCAUCCACGUGCUGGUCACCGGCAGCCUGCACCUGGUGGGCGGCGUCCUGAAGCUGCUGGAGCCGGCCCUGUCCCAGUAGCCCAGGCAGUGGGGGUGGAAGUGGGGGCCUCCCACACCUGCCCUGCGUCUCUCCACAAGCUGCUACGUUAGGUGCCUUUUGUUUUUUGCUUUUCUGAUGGUCUAGACUGGCCCAGGGACCCAGGCUUUAGGCAGCAAGAGAGAGGGCUGGAGGUGGGAGGCUGAGAUGGGCCAUCCUCUGUCUCUGAGCCUAGGGUGCCUCUGGCCUCUUCUUCCUCCCGGCUGAGAGAGCCAGAGGGCUUCCUGGUUGUCCCGCCGUCGUGGUUAGGCCUGACCACGCAGCCCACCUCCCCUCCCACCCUGCCUGCUUCCUGGCCCAGGCCUAGGAUCCUGCUGGGUGCUGGUUGACAGAUUCCCUCCUCCUCGUGGCCUUCUGGGAAAGAGACGGCUCCCGCCUGGGGCCCCCUAGGGACAGAGGAUGGCUGGAGACAAUUAAAGCCUUUAACUUUUUUAAAAAAAGAAAUGGCAAA
This is a messenger RNA of Felis catus (domestic cat), 2393 nucleotides long. It is a transcript of the gene FPGS, whose product is annotated as folylpolyglutamate synthase. NCBI's taxonomy places the organism in Eukaryota, Metazoa, Chordata, Mammalia, Carnivora, Felidae. Gene Ontology annotation, molecular function: ATP binding; tetrahydrofolylpolyglutamate synthase activity. Bases 173 to 1924 code for a protein of 583 amino acids. Gene Ontology annotation, cellular component: mitochondrion; cytosol; cytoplasm. The record is from RefSeq and is a predicted model, not a curated record. The transcript is spliced from 15 exons. Gene Ontology annotation, biological process: tetrahydrofolylpolyglutamate biosynthetic process.